Messenger RNA from Microcebus murinus (gray mouse lemur), 1510 nucleotides. The record is from RefSeq and is a predicted model, not a curated record. Lineage: Eukaryota; Metazoa; Chordata; Mammalia; Primates; Cheirogaleidae.
CCCCCGCCCCUCCCUCCGCGGCGGCUGAAGGCGAGAGGGACGAGACGGGCGCACCUGGGCCGCCGCGGCGUCCGGAUCCGUUUCUGCUGCGCCGAGCCGCUCCCGCCAGACUUUGCCGCAGCACGGGCCCCUUCCUGUCGCUCCUCCAACGGCCACCCGGGUCCGUUCGGGCCGGGGGCGCGGAAGGUGACCUCUGCCUCGUCCGGACACCACCAGCUCGUCCUUCAUUCUCCUUUUCUCCAGCCUUUGAAGCGCAGUCACCUGUCCCCACCCCCACCUCCUUGCAUUUUCUUCUCCCCCUGCCCCUCUGGGCUCAGUCGCAGGGCAAAGCAUGGUGUGCUCACCUGUGCCUGCCGUCCAGGAUUAGACGCUGACGGGCAGCACCGCGGAGGCUGCGAGGCCUCGGAUUCGCCUCUGACCAGGCUCUCCUUCGAUCUCCCCGCCCCCCUCCGUUAACACAUGAGGAAUUCAUGCAAAGGAGAGGAAUUUCGGAAAUCCAAACUUAGGGUGACUUGUAUUUAGAAUCCAGAAGGAAAAGGAAAUGAAAUGUGAAUAAAUUCAUCCAGCAAACCUGAUCUGAGUGUAUGUGAUGUAACCUAGUAAAGAAGACUGUUAGGAUGCCCUUGGUAACGCGGAGGCUUAGAGACCCUGACAUAAACCCUUGUUUGUUGGAAUCUGAUGCUUCUGCCAGAUGUAUGGAUGAAAAUAACUAUGACGGGGAAAGGUGUUCCACUUACUUCUUGAAGUACAAAAACUGUCGGAAAUUCUGGAAUUCUAUCAUGAUCCAGAGAAGACAGAAUGGAGUGAAGCCACCUAUGCCUACAGCAGCAGAAAGAGAUGAAAUCUUGGGAGCAAUGGGAAAGAUGCCCUAUUGAAUGUUGCAUUAAAAUUGUUUAUAUAACUUAGAAGCAGAUGAAUAUUUUUAAUAAAUUAUUGCGGUAAUCGUUUAAGACCUUACAGGCCUCACCCAGACGGACCUUAUGUUGUACAAGGGGGGAUGGAGUUAAGUCAGCCCAGAGUCCCGUGUGCUUGCUCUCAGUGCCAGGCCCACAGUCGCCGCUGCUGGCUGUGCUGUGGCACUGAGCUGACACGACUCCUAGAAGUAAGGGAGUGUUAGGGGAGGCUGCCCGCAAAGCUGAGCUUUUCUACUUGGUCUCAAAAGAAGAGUAAGAUGUGAACAAAUAGAAACCUAAUGAGGCUGAGAGGAAGGCAGUAUUUCCAAGAAAGGAAAUGAUGUGAGCAACAGUGUGCUGGAAGGAAAGCUCGAAUCGUGUUUGGGAGCACCCUGUAGAUGGUUUGACCUAGAGUUUUAGGGAAGAGGGAGGAGUGAAGGGGCAAGAUUGAAAAGGUAAGUUGAAGGCAAGGGAUGUGUGGUGGGCCUCAAAUCCCAAGCUUCUUCCUCAAAUCCAUCCUUACUUCUCUCACUUAUCUGUGUUUAAGUAAGGUUAGUACAUUCACUAACGUGGAGGGGGAGAACGUUUUGUCCAAAAAUAAAUGGCAUGAAACAGAA